AUGUAUCAGGGGAAUCUGAAGUGGCAACCCAACCUAGAUGAUGAUCAUAAUGCGGAGUCUAGUGAUUUGCACAAGACUUCUAAUGCAAUAUCUGAGAACUCUGAAGAGGGCGGCGAGAUUGAGAACUCAGAAAAGCUCAAAAUGGUUCCUUUAAACGGUAACGAAGAACUCCGAGAAAAAAGAAGAUCUUGGGCUUAA
Molecule: messenger RNA, 198 nt
Organism: Arabis nemorensis
Lineage: Eukaryota; Viridiplantae; Streptophyta; Magnoliopsida; Brassicales; Brassicaceae
Source: the annotation of a GenBank genome assembly